GUUUAUCUUCCUUCUACAAUCAUUAUCUGAAAAUUAAUGACUCAACUUCAAAGUCACCCUGUAUAAUGAUAUGAUGGGAUACAAUUUCAUAAAGGGUAGGAAGUCAUAUGAAAUGAGAGUAUGAACGAACGUUUUGUGAGUGGUAUCACCAGUAUGUGAUCAUAUACUUCGUAUUUUUGCCACUGCAUCCAAGAAACUCGCGCAGUGCAUAUAUAUGAUAGCGCCAAAACAGAAAUAGGUACAUAAAUUAACCGCUGCCAAAACUGGCGUUGCACUUAAACUUCCUCGACUCUUGUUUACUUUGAUUCAGUGUACCAGAAAACAAAUUUCAUUUGGCAAUGUGCACUAGUUCCUUCAAUAGAGGCGCAGGCUAUGUCUAUGAACUAGACGAAAUAGAGCCUAAACUAUAUUUAUCAGGGGCAGAUGAAGCGAGUAGUGUAGAAACUCUCAAAAAGUACAAAAUAACACAUAUCCUUACAAUCAAUGACUAUCCUUUAACCCCAUCUGUAAAAGAAGAACUCGGUUACAUCAAUAAGAAGUUCAUAUGUCUUCCAGAUAUGGUCACAUCAGAUUUGCUGUCGUAUUUCGACGAGUGCUACGAAUUUAUAAGGGAAGGCGUCUCCAGAGGAGCAGUACUUGUCCAUUGUCAGAUGGGCGUAUCUAGAAGUGCAACAAUUGUCAUUGCCUACUUGAUGAAAAAAUACCGAAUCAAAUACAGAGAGGCUUUAGAUAAAGUUAGGGCAAGGAGAUGUGUUUAUCCAAAUCCAGGGUUCGUCAGUCAGCUGGAGAAAUAUAGUGAGAUGGGGUAUAACACUAUGAAUCGAUUUGCGCCCAGAAGCAGAAGUAGCAGCUAUUAUAGAUAAAUUUCACAGCCAAUGAUACUUUCUGGAAAAUACAUAUAUAUGUACCUGUUUCCUACACCGUUGACUUGUUAAAGAAUAUUUUUCUAUUGGAUCAACGAGUGGCCUCUUUAGGUGACCAUCAUGCGUCUAAAAUUCUUGGGUAUAUUUAUGAUCAGUGUAUAGAAAUACAGGAAAAUGAGUUUAACUAGUAUCAAGUAACUGUACAUAGAUGGAUUAUCGAAACUUCUCGCGACUUAAGUAAUCAAUGUAAUGCCACUCUGCUGAAUGCAUAUCUCGCGCGUUUUCGAUGUGCCACCUCCGUACAUUUACAUAUAACCACGAUUGAUGAUGACUAUUACGUCAUACCAUAAAUUGUACUGAAGUAAUCAAUUAAUGGACGUACGUCGAUGACAACAAACUUAUAUUAUGAUUUUGCGAAGUUAGGUUAUUUCACUGAUUAUUUUUAUUUUCAUUUUAUUUCAUGGUUUUGAGUGAUACCAUAAUAAUAAUUUUAGUGGGGAGUUUUUGUUUUGAAAAAAAAACAGUUAUGAGUAGAAUACCUUAAGACAGGAAUUCCAAAGACUAUAAUCAAAUUCAAGCGGAUAACCAAAUGAAAAUGGUAUUUACCAUUUUGGGUUGGUAUUUACCGAUCCGUUCAAGCGAUUGUGGUUAUCAGUUUGGUUAUAAGAUCCGUGACGUCAUGAAUCAGCUGUUACAUGUCACAGUUAUCACCGCAACAUUGUGGUAUUUACCAACUCAGGAAUAGUUUUAUAUUUCUGGUUAUUUUUGAAAUGUGACAAGUUAGAAUUUUCCCGGGUAUUGAAUAUUCUUAUUGUACUUCAGCUUCAUUUUUGGGAAACUUGAUACAGGCUGACUUCAGUGUUAGCAUAAAGUGGAGCACCUCAUUAGUUAUACUCAUUACUGUUGUUGUGAACACUUUAAAUCUAGUUCCUAUGCUUAACAAAGUAUCCUGUGUAGCCAUAUACCACAAGAAUAUUAAAAUAUGGCCAUAUAAACUCACUGGAUGAUGUCCACCUGUAUACGGUUUCGCAAAUAUCUUUUUUAAUCGCUUUUUCAUCAUUUCUGCUAAAUCAAUAAAUAUUUUCUUUGGCAUGCGGAAAAGUUUCGAGAAUUGAACGUUAUCAUAGCUACAAAACCAUGGUUCCCUCAUUAAAAUUUGUUUUCUGAAAAAAAAAACAUUUCUCUCAUGAAUAUUAUGAAAGAUUUCUUAUUUAAAAUUUCCAUUCACCGUUGUAGACGAAAUAGCACCGAUUAUUAAGUGAUAAUAAAAAUAAUCGGAGAUUAUAUAUGCGCUUUUAUAAAAUAAACAACUUGCAACAAAAUCGCGGUUAAAACCAACGCGUUCAAGCGUUUCGUGUAACUGACGUCAUCAACCCGUGUGUCAUCUUGAACCAUAUUAUAACCGCGGCACAUAAUACAGAAAUUUUGGUUAUUCCCUUGGAUUUGAUUAGUGUAUACAAUUCCACAAGGCAAUAAUCAAAUUCAAGCGGAUAACCAAAUGGAAAUGGUAUUUACCAUUUUGGCUUGGUAUUUACCAAUCCGUUCAAGCGAUUGUAGUUAUCAGUUUGGUUAUAAGAUCCGUGACGUCACGAAUCAGCUGUUAUAUGUCAUAGUUAUCACCGCAAAAUUGUGGUAUUUACCCAACUCCGGAGUAGUUUUAUAUUUCUGGUUAUUAUUUGACAUGUGACAAGUUAGAAUUUUGCCGGGUAUUGGAUAUUUUUAUUGUACUUCAGCUUCGUUUUUGGGAAACUUGAUACAGGCUGACUUCAGUUUUAGCAUUAUUUAUAAUCAUCACUGUUGUUGGGGACACUUUAAAUCUAGUUCUUACACUUAAAAAAGUAUCCUGUAUAGCCAUAUACCACAAGAAUAUUAAAAUAUGGCCGUAUAAACUCACUGGAUGAUGUCCACCUGUAUACGGUUUUGUUAAUAUCUUUUUUCAUCGCUUUUUCAUCAUUUUUGCUAAAUCAAUAAAUAUUUUCUUUGACAUGCGGAAAAGUUUAGAGAAUUGAAAGUUAUCAUAGCUACAAAGCCAUGGUUCCAUCAGUAAAAAUUUUGUUCGGAAAAAAAAACAUUCCUCCCAUUAAUAUUAUGAAAGUUUUCUUUUUUUCAACUUUCCAUACCCCGUUGUAGACGAAAAAGCACCGAUUAUUAAGUGAUAAUAAAAAUAAUCAGAAAUUAUAUACGCGCUUUUCUAAAAUAAACAACUUGCAACAAACCGCGGUUAAAACCAAGGCGUUCAAGCGAUUCGAGUAACUGACGUCACCAUCCCGUGUGUCAUCUUGAACCAUAUUAUAACCGCGGUACAUAAUACGGAAAUCUUGGUUAUCCGCUUGGAUUUGAUUUAUGUAUUAUUCGAAAACAGUCUAACCUGCUUUAACAUAACCUAACUAUUCAUCUUUCAAGUAUGAUCGAUCAUGCAACAUGAAAACAUCGUUUACCUUAAAAUUAAAAUUCUGUUUGUCUCUGUCUAGCAUAUCUGAAACUUCAUUAGAAAUAUUCACAAAUCACUGUCGUUUGUCUUUACUACAGACCAAAAAGAUGACGUAAUCGUCAUCUUUCGUGAUUUCGACCAUACCACCGACGUUGGAAUAUGCACGAGAGACCAGCGCGAGAAGCGUGUGCUACGUGUGUUAGACAGAGAUAGAAGCACGUCAUUGCCUAACAACCUGACUGACGAGUUUAAUAUACAUAUUCAACGCUUUUCGUGCUUCUCGUACGCAUUUUGACGUCCGACAAAUUUGACCCUCAUCGUAUAUACGUAUAAAUUCAAAAUUACUUAGAUUUCUUUUACUACUCUCGAUACUUUUCCGCAGUUUUAACGUUCUUUAAACUAAUUCAUAUACUGAACACAUAUAUGUAGCUAUAUUUUUACAUUGUAUCAUUCUGGAGGUAAGUUAUUCAGGGCCGUAUCGCCAGUCGUUUCUAAAAUUGUUUGGCGCCUUUAUGGCCUUGAUUUUCAUAGUUCUUCCUGCGCUCUAUUUUGAGGUUAUGUUACAAAUAUCUAUUUGCAUUAGAAAUCUAGAAAUAUUUCAGCCUUUCCGAAGGAGAGAAAAAGACUACGAAAAUCAAGGAGAGCUUAAACGCGUCCUACAAUUAUUGUAGGAACGCCUGCCGAUACGGCCCUAAGACAAAUGCCGAAUUUCGCAAUAGAUGUAACAGAUCGGUUCGUGAUUGGUAAAACAUUAUCUUUGUUUAAACUUUUGUUGAACUGACAUACGUCAUUCGAUAGUUCAGUAUCGUCCAGCUGAUUUAUUUUGUAUGUGUAUAAUGGUUUGAAUUUGCAAAAAAGGUGAAAUUCAUUUAUUUAAAGGGUAAACUUACAUGUUUCAUGUUUCAUCUAAGGAAUAAUAUAAGAGGCAUAUUUUUUAAUAGCCACAAAAAUCGUUUUUUAUUUAGAUACAACGUACAUGCAUCAAGAUUAUCCUUAUUUCUCCUCCCUUUGAUAAGCUAGAGUAUGCAAAUAAAAGGAAUGCGCAUUGGCGUACUUAGGGGGGCACGGGGGAAAUCAAAGGCAAUUCUAAAAUAAAGUAAAACACUAAGGCCCGUAUCGUCAGUCGUCCCUACAAUUGUAGGGUGCCUUUAUGGCCUCCGUGAUUGUCAUAGUUUUCUACUUCUCCGUGUCAGAGCUGUAUUUUGAGGUUAUGUCACAAACAUCUAUUUGCAUCAAAUUGUGCUUGCUUUUGAGUUAUAUCAUGUUUUAUCGACCUGAAAUUUCCCACAAUAUAAAAAGAAAAAAUAUCUUCACAAUAGGAGAGCGAUGACGCUGACACGGGACGGGUGCAAUCUAGAAAUUUUUGAAGGAGAGAAAGGAGUAUGACAAUCAAGGAGGCCAUAAACGUGCC
This is a messenger RNA of Acanthoscelides obtectus, 4705 nucleotides long. NCBI's taxonomy places the organism in Eukaryota, Metazoa, Arthropoda, Insecta, Coleoptera, Chrysomelidae. The record is from the annotation of a GenBank genome assembly.